CAUACAUCCGAUGUGGGCUGCAGAGGACGGUUCAGAGGUCAGGGAUCGUCAAUGACAUUUGUGAGUGGGUGAAACUUGAGAAGCCAGCUUAAUUGGGUUGAUGCCGUUUCGCUUGAUAGAAGGGCUCAAACAAGGAACGCCAGAGUAUAAGGAGCAAGUCCUCCUGGAUAGAAAUGGUCGAUGAGUGGGUGUUCCACCAUUCAAGGAGACCACAGGUCAAACACAGGGGUCGUACUCAAGUUCCAGUCAUAUGUUUUUAUAUACCGGAGGGUAGUCAACUCCGAGGCUGAUGGAUCCAAAGGACUCCGGAAUCGCAUCCCAUCAGCUAGUUUAACGUUCGCAAUUCCUUGGGAGUACUUUAUUUUGCGUCCAAGUCUCGUGGUGAGAGAUGAAGGUGGGAUAUCAAAUGGACUCUGACGGAAGACCAUUUCCCAUAUCAGUCAGCAUCAGCAUGAACAAAUGGAAGAACGAGCACGUUCCGGGUAGCUGAGCCUAUAUUGCUUCUUCUUCUUCUUCUUCUUCCCGGCGUCAGAAGCACGCAUUGACUCGCUUCUUGGUCCGGCCAGCAAUAACUAGCUGUCUGCCCGUAUUUCUCGUCAAGAGGAGCUUGUCCGGCCCCAAAAAUGAAGGUGCCUCAAGAUGGGAAUACGAGCACAACAGGCUGGAUCGUAAUGACUGGUGACAGUGCGUCUUCUUCCAUCCCCAAAGGUGCAAUGUCGUGCUUGAGAAGGUCUAACUCAUCAAGCGAGAUCAUGUUAUCAAUCGAGACAACGGUCCCUUUUUGGCUGCCACCGGCCUGUAACCAAAUCUAGCAGACGAGUACUCAUAAAUUUGACUGGCAGACAAACCUCAACAGGAUGAACUUGUAGCUAAGUCGUUGUCUGAGAGCAAAGAGAAGUAGUCGUGAAAGAAGCAAGCAACUGAUCAGCCGUAUAAGAUGGUAUUAUUAUAUACCACGAUGACCGCAGCUCAUGAGGCCAACGGCUCCAACGUCGCCCGGGUCAAACGGACAAGACGCAGCAGCUCCGGGAGGCCUCUCAUCCUCUGCUCCAGCGUGAUAGCCACCGAUGGCCGCAGCAGAAGAAACGACGCAGUGAAGCAGCAGCAGAAGGUGUGUGUCUGUUUGGCUGUCUUGUCUGUAUGCAGGUAUCUGCCUCCCCGGCCAGCGCCUGCAUGCGCCUAUCUCCAUCCAUGCAUGACGGCCCGGGAUGCUUCUUCACGAUAUAACCAACGCCAGCCUCCUCGCCUUUCUCGCCGUCUCUUCUCCAUCUUCAUCUUCAUCCUCGUCUUCGUCUUCGUCUCCUCGUCGUCUCUUCCUUUCGCUUGUCAGCCACCCACGUCAGCCGUCCCGUCGCUGCCGCUAGCCUGCCCCUUAAAAAAUAGCGUUGGCCCCGACCCGCUAGUUACCCGUCCGUCAUCGCAGUUCGACGCAACUACUUUAGCCGCUGGCCGUCCCCUCCUCCGCAGACGACGGCAAACAAACGACGCCCAACACACGCCAGCAUACAAGAUACAUACAGCACACGGAACACAGAAUACAGACUACGCACACGCCCAGAGGCAGACAGCAAAGAACAGACCGCCAGGAUGCUGACUGACCGCUCUCCCGCCGUCCUGCGCGCUCCCACCUCGCUCCUCUCGCAGGCCAUGGCCCAAGUCCAGGCCGAGUCUGCCUCUGCCUCCCCUUCGUCCUCCCGCGCCCGCCAUGCGGCUUCGCUGAGCACACCCUCGUUUCGACUUGAGAACCUGCCUCGCUUCCAUCCGGCCGUCUACCAGUCGACUACCACCGGUAGCUCCACGGCCUCCGCGGCUGCAUUCGACUUCGACGGCACUGCUACCUCAUCUCACAUGUACUCACAUUAUCCGCACCAUCCCCAGACAUACCGGCCCUCCUCGGCGUCGGCAGUGAUAUCUUCGCCCGCAGCAUCUUCUUCGACGGCCUCUUCCUCCUCCCGAGAUGCUCUCCGGCAGUACCGCGAGUUAGUCGCCGGCAUGGCCCUCUCAAGUCGCGCCUCAGCUCAGUCCUCGACGUUUUCUAAACCGUCGAAACCGCGGCUGGAACCGCUUGGGAGUCCGGGUCCGGUGACGCCCCUGGCCCUGGAGGAGGAAGGGGAAGGAUACCUCUCUGCUGGAGCGAUGGAUAUCCUGGCGGCAGAUGGUCAGGGCCACGCGGGCAUUCGAGAACGGACUGAGCUGCUAGAUCAGCUUAUCAUGCGAGAGCAGGACCGUCUCGCCUCGAGGAUCAAUUGAUCAAUCCAUGCCACGUUUUUCAUUCCGGCUCUUGUUUCUUCUUUUUCCCUUCUACUUACUUCGGACUUCUCUCAUGACUCGAUUUCCUUACGACCUUAUGCCACCACUUUCAUACGAACCGAUCGUUCCAUAGACCAGCACAGGGCCUUGACUACGGCCUAUGAUUCUAGACGGCCUACCUUUUCAAUGACCCACGAC
This is a messenger RNA of Trichophyton rubrum CBS 118892, 2448 nucleotides long. RefSeq lists its product as uncharacterized. NCBI's taxonomy places the organism in Eukaryota, Fungi, Ascomycota, Eurotiomycetes, Onygenales, Arthrodermataceae. The coding region runs from base 1588 to 2250 and encodes 220 amino acids. The transcript has a single exon. The record is from RefSeq and is a predicted model, not a curated record.